This is a messenger RNA of Dovyalis caffra, 396 nucleotides long. Lineage: Eukaryota; Viridiplantae; Streptophyta; Magnoliopsida; Malpighiales; Salicaceae. The record is from the annotation of a GenBank genome assembly.
AUGGCCUAUGAAAUAAAUGAGCAAAAGAAAAUUGGAUUGGGUCUUAUUGGCUUCGGCAUCUUUUUUACAUUUCUUGGUGCACUUCUGUUCUUUGACAGGGGUUUACUUGCCCUAGGGAAUAUAUUUUGGUUAUCAGGGGUAGCCAUUUUGCUAGGGUGGUAUUCUACUUGGAAGCUCUUUACUAACAGAGCAAAUUAUAAGGGUUCUGUUUGUUUUCUCCUUGGGCUCUUUUUCAUAUUUGUUCGGUGGCCAAUAGUUGGAAUUAUCUUUGAAAUAUAUGGUUGCAUUGCUCUAUUUGGUGGCUUUUGGCCUACUGUCAAGGUGUUCCUCUAUCAGAUUCCUGUAGUUGGGUGGAUUAUACAGUAUCCUAUUAUGAGGGUUGAGAGUGCUGACUGA